Molecule: messenger RNA, 2631 nt
Organism: Spirodela intermedia
Lineage: Eukaryota; Viridiplantae; Streptophyta; Magnoliopsida; Alismatales; Araceae
Source: the annotation of a GenBank genome assembly
AUGGCAUCCACCAGCUAUUCCAUUCUGUCCUCCACCGUCUCCGGCGGUCGCCUCCGCCGCGUGAACUCCAAAAGCGCCGCCUCCUCGGCCGCCGCUGCCGGCGGUGGAGGAGGGAGGUGGCGGUGCCACAGGCCUGUCCGAUCGAUGCUGCUGUUACCUUCUGACCCGGAGGAGAAGAGGCCCGCAGGCGGCGGCGCUCACCUGUUCCGCUUCUUUCCCCAGAAAGCUGCCGCGGCCGCGAUCCUCUUCUCCGCCGUGUCCUCCCCCGCCGGCGCCGUCGACACUCUCCCCUCCCAGCAGCAGCCCGUCGCUUCGCCGCCGGCUUCUGUGGCGGAAGCUGUCCGGCCCGCGCCGUCUUCCUCCUCCGACCCCUUCGCCCAGUCCCUGCUCACCGCCCCGAACCCCAAGUCGCCGUCGCCGGCCGCCGCCGGCCUGCCGGAGGGCUACCAGUGGCGCUACAGCGAGUUCCUCAACGCGGUGAAGAGCGGGAAGGUGGAGCGCGUCCGCUUCAACAAGGACGGCGGCGCCCUCCAGCUCAUCGCCAUCGACGGGCGGCGCGCCGCCGUCGUCGUCCCCAACGACCCGGACCUCAUCGACAUCCUCGCCACCAACGGCGUUGACAUUUCGGUUUCCGAGGGCGACGCAGAGGGCGGCCCUCUGAGCAUCAUCGGCAACCUCCUCUUCCCCCUGCUCGCGUUCGGGGGCCUCUUCUACCUCUUCCGGCAGGCGCAGGGCGGCGGCAGCGGCGGACCCGGCGGGUUCGGAGGCGGGCCCAUGGACUUCGGCCGGUCCAAGUCCAAGUUCCAGGAGGUACCGGCGACGGGGGUCUCCUUCGCCGACGUCGCCGGCGCCGACCAGGCCAAGCUGGAGCUCCAAGAAGUGGUUGACUUUCUGAAGAACCCAGACAAGUACACGGCCCUGGGUGCGAAGAUCCCCAAGGGCUGCCUCCUGGUGGGCCCUCCCGGCACUGGGAAGACGCUGCUGGCCCGCGCCGUCGCCGGAGAAGCCGGCGUACCCUUCUUCUCCUGCGCCGCCUCCGAGUUCGUGGAGCUCUUCGUGGGCGUGGGAGCUUCGAGAGUGAGGGACCUGUUCGAGAAGGCGAAGGCGAAGGCCCCCUGCAUCGUCUUCAUCGACGAGAUCGACGCCGUCGGUAGGCAGCGAGGAGCGGGACUCGGCGGCGGGAACGACGAGAGGGAGCAGACCAUCAACCAGCUUUUGACCGAGAUGGACGGCUUCUCCGGGAACAGCGGAGUCAUCGUCCUCGCCGCCACCAACCGCCCCGAUGUUCUCGAUUCCGCGCUUCUGAGGCCCGGCAGGUUUGACCGUCAGGUCACCGUUGACCGCCCCGACGUCGCCGGGAGAGUCCGGAUCCUCCAGGUGAGUCCCUUCGGACACGGAUGAUUGUUGCGGCGUGCGAUGGUUGACCUCCUACCUCAAUUCUUUCCGCUUCUUCCGGCAGGUUCACUCGAGAGGGAAGGCGCUGGGGAAGGACGUUGACUUUGAGAAGAUCGCCAGGAGGACCCCCGGGUUUACGGGAGCUGACCUUCAGAACCUGAUGAACGAAGCCGCCAUUCUGGCGGCCAGACGCGACCUGAAAGAGAUCAGCAAGGACGAGAUCGCCGAUGCUCUGGAGAGGAUUAUAGCAGGCCCAGAGAAGAAGAACGCCGUCGUUUCAGAUGAGAAGAGGAAGCUGGUGGCUUAUCACGGUAAAAUCCAAUCCCCAGCCUCCCCUGGAUUUUGAUUUUUCAGUUCAAUCCAUACUCUGCUGCUUCGAACGUUGACUUUAAUUCGGGGGGGUUUGCAGAGGCUGGGCAUGCUCUGGUGGGGGCCCUCAUGCCGGAGUAUGACCCUGUGGCCAAGAUCUCCAUCGUUCCUCGCGGGCAGGCUGGUGGGUUGACCUUCUUCGCCCCCAGUGAAGAGAGACUAGAAUCGGGACUCUACAGCAGGAGCUACCUGGAGAACCAGAUGGCCGUCGCCCUCGGUGGAAGGUCUCAGCUUCUCCCUGAAAACCCUCCGUGGGAUCCUCUCCGAGAGAGGAGCUUCUAAUGUUCUUGCGGGGGACUUGCAGAGUGGCUGAGGAGGUCAUCUUCGGGAAGGAGAAGGUCACCACGGGAGCUUCCAACGACUUCAUGCAGGUCUCCCGCGUGGCGAGACAGAUGGUGGAGAGGCUCGGUUUCAGCAAGAAGAUCGGCCAGGUUGCCAUUGGAGGAGGCGGUGGGAAUCCCUUCUUGGGUCAGCAGGUGAGUACAGUCGAUUAAUGGAGAACCCUUUUCUUCUUCUUCUUCUUCUUCUUCUUCUUCGUCUUCUUCUUCAUCUUCUUCGUCUUCUUCGUCUUCUUCUUCGUCUUCUGCGUCUUCUUCGUCUUCUUCGUCUUCUUCUGCCCUAACUGGGGCGAACCUGGUGUUGCAGAUGUCGUCGCAGAAGGACUACUCCAUGGCGACCGCCGACGUGGUGGACGCGGAGGUGAGGGAGCUCGUGGAGAAGGCCUACGCGAGGGCGAGCCAUAUCAUCAACACCCACAUAGACAUCCUCCACAAGCUCGCGCAGCUCCUCCUCGAGAAGGAAACCGUCGAUGGGGAAGAGUUCAUGAGCCUCUUCAUCGACGGCAAGGCCGAGCUCUACGUCGCCUGA